CAAUCUAAACGUCAAAACUCGACAAAAUGGUGGUUGUUUUCAUGCAUUUUUCAUACGAGUUUUAAAUAUAAUAAAAUGACGAGUUUAAUUGACAAAAUAGAGUUGCUAAUUAAGAGGGAAAAGACCACGCCGGAGCGAAAGAAAAAAGAAGAAGCUUCAAAAUCCUCCAGUGAAAUUCUUUCAGAGCUAUUCAGUGCCUUCAACGCCGAUCCUCCCAAAAUCGAUGAAGCUUCUCUGAAGAAAUCAAAGAAAAGCAAAAAGAAACACAAGAAAGAGAAAAAGAAACGGAGUCGGAGCAGUAGUAGCAGCAAUUCUGAUGAUAGCGACUACUCUCCCAAGCACAAGAAAAGGAAAAAGAGCAAGUCUAAAAAAAAGCGCGAUAGGUCACGGUCUAGCACUCCUAGUAAAAGCAACAUACCUCCUAAAAUUAAAGCUGAUUUAGAGGCGAUAAGAAUCAAAAAUGAGUCCGGCCGCGUUAGUUCUGCUGAUUUUCGGCACGAAAUUAAACUUAAAACAGAACCUAAAGAAGUACAACACCGGAGAGUCUCUAUCAAAAUAGAAGAGCCGCACAACUACAGCGUCGAUGUUUCAAACUUUGAUGCUAGUCUUAUUCCUAUGCCAGAUUCUCCUAAACAUGAAGACCUACGUCAAAAGUUAGACGGUAAAAAACAAGAAGCGGAAGACAAGUCAAAGAGUAAAAUUCAAAUUAAGAACUUGAAGUUUAGUGCAGUUUUCGAGGAGACUGUUAAGAAAGCCGAGGAAGAAGCCAGGAAGAAAGCUGAGAAGUUUGAAGAAGGUGAAUACACAGACUCAUCCAGCAGUAGUGAGAAACCAGAAGUUCCCAAUGCAGAGUUCCCCAAAUCCUCAGAUCCUGGAGGUAUACUUAAGAAGCAAGCAGCAGAAGAGUCUAAAGUUUCAGAUGAAGAUAGGAGCCACUCUAAGAGAUCCAAAGAAAGCUCCCACAAAUCUUCAAGAAGGGACAGAAGCAGAUCCAGAAGAAGGUCCGUCAGCAAGUCCCGCCGCUCCCGCUCCCGGUCCGCCUCUCGCCGCCGCCGCCGCUCUCGCUCGCGCGGCCACGAGCGGUCGCGGCGCCGCUCGCGCUCGCGGUCGCGGGAGCGGGACCGAGACCGACACGAGCGCGACAGGCACCGGCCGAGGCAUGUGUCGCCGAGACACAGGGGGAGGAGGUCCAGGUCGCCAACCGGGGUGAAACUAGCAGACAGCGAGAAGAAGCGUCUUCUAGAAGUAGCGAGAAGGAACGCCAUCAAUAUGCUCAAGAAUGGCGCCGUACCGGCCGGCGCGGCCGCGUUGCCGCCGCACACUAGGAACCAGGUCAUGGCCGCCAUACAGUCCGGAGGUAAAUCAGUGGACGAGCUAACUGAUUUCUGCAAGCACUUAUCAAAAAAAGAAGCCCUCGGAGAACUGUCCUCCGUCUCUUCUCACGAUGAAGACAUGAGCGAGAACGAAGAUACACUCGCCUUCCAUCAUCCGUUCCUAGUCAAAGAGAAGGCUCCUAUUGUUAUGAAUAUAAGGGGUGGAGCACCCCUCCCGAUCAAGACCAAUCCACUGCCAAUAGCCAACAAGGAAGAGCUGCGACUGCAGUUCCCCGUGUCCUCAGGGUCGCAACACAGGGAAAAGGCUUCGGAAUGGGUACCUGUUUCACCGCCAAAGAAAGAUAUGCAAGUUGCGAAACUGAACUCGAAAACGACAGCCGUCAAACCUGCUGCAAUCGCUCCUGUGGAAACUCCUGUGCCUAAAGCGGCCCCGCUGGCGCUGCCCGCGCCGCCGCCGCCGCCCGCACCCGCGCCCGUGCCCGCGCCCGCGCCCGUGCCUGCUGCGCCGCUGGUGGCGCCGCCGCCCUACAUGAAGGGCUUCACCACGGGCACGCAACUAGCUUCAGUCCCGACAGUACCGGCAUUGCCAGCCCCCGGACCCCAAGCCUACCCACCGGGAAUUGAACCUCCGAAAGUUAUUGACGUCGCGUCGAUCGUAUCACAGAAGCUGCUAAUGAUCAGAAAGGAGCAAGAACAGAACGAGUUGUCUACCACUCGUGGCUCGUCUGCCCACCAGUUCGGCUGGUCGACCAAGGCGGGCCAGUUCACGGGCUCCACGGGCGCGCAGAUCCUCACGCCCAAGGAGCUCGCCAGCGGCACGCAGGCCUGGGCCAAGAAGGAUCAACUCAUGAGGGCAGCACCAGUAGGAGGGGGGAUGGGCAUGCACCUCCUCCAGAAAAUGGGAUGGACCCCGGGCCAAGGGCUCGGAAAAGAGGGCACGGGGACCCUCCAACCGUUACUCUUAGAGGUCAAACUGGACACAAGAGGUCUGCAGGCUAAAGAAGAGGUCAGUACGAGGAACAACAAAGGAAUGAAAGUUCAACGUCAGCCGCGGAGGGGCGGCGCAGCGCCUGCGUUAGUAGCGGGCGGGAAACAUCCUGUAUCUUUACUUGGGGAGUACUGCUCGAAACAAAAACUCGGCCCGCCCGAGUAUAAUCUGUGCUUCGAGUGUGGCCCUGAUCAUAAGAAGAACUUCUUGUUUAAGGUUAGAGUAGCCGGCGUGGAAUACCAGCCGGCGGUGGCGAGCGCCAACAAGAAACAGGCCAAAGCUGAUGCUGCGCAACUGGCGCUACAGAAACUAGGCAUCGUUACCCCUUAACCAUGACACCAUACAUUAUUUAAAAUGUUAAUUUCACAGAUAGCACAAGAAGAUAAAGAAUCCUGAUAAUUGGAUAAAUUUAUAUCCGAGGGAGUUUUGAUCAUUAAAUAGUCCACAGAAGAUGUAAUACGAAAGUCCUACAAAAAUAAAUGUAAAUGACUACUUUUCAGUUCGAAUAUUUCGAAUCUUAAGGUCCUCUAAUAACAGUUAGUUUGAGAGGAUUUCAAACAAUAACUAAAAAUGGGUAUAGUAUAGGUACAUACACAAGGUUGAUAAUCUGUAUAAAUACAUAGAGUCAGACCAAGAUAAGUUGGCAGCGAUUUUGACAGCCCAGACAGUGCAAGUGUUAUUUUAAACGUCAAACUUCUAUGAAAUUAUGACGUUUACUUAACACAUGCACAGGCUGGGCUAACAAAAUCGUUGCCAAUUUAGCUUGGUCUCACUCUAGGUAUGUUAUAUCCCAAAAAUGAUUUAAGCAGAUGAAAGCAAGAAUGGAUCUAAUGGAAGGUCGACAGCAUGAAGGAUUAGUAAAGUCAAAAGAAAAACUAUAGUCUUUUUUUUUAUCCCUUAGACUAAAAUGACAUUUCAUGUAUUGCUAGUUUUUUACGUCUUAUAAAUAGUGAUGUGCUACAACCGGUACUAACCGAAAAUAAACUGUUGGGAGCAUUUUGAGGCAUUUAGAAAGUUGGUAUCCAGGUCUAUACACGAUAUGUCUAAUAUUUAAAAGCGAUUUUAUUGUAAGAUUAGCAGACACCUCGAAGCUCAUAAUGUAAUUUUUAAACGUUUUAGUGGAU
Cydia pomonella (codling moth) is the source of this 3446-nucleotide messenger RNA. It is a transcript of the gene Son, whose product is annotated as protein Son-like. The transcript has 14 exons. Lineage: Eukaryota; Metazoa; Arthropoda; Insecta; Lepidoptera; Tortricidae. Bases 76 to 2652 code for a protein of 858 amino acids. The record is from RefSeq and is a predicted model, not a curated record. Gene Ontology annotation, biological process: regulation of cell cycle; regulation of mRNA splicing, via spliceosome. Gene Ontology annotation, molecular function: RNA binding.